AAAUAUCUUUAUGCUUGCAACGUCUUAGACUAGGUUCAGUGUGGUAAGAAUGCUGUUUGAAGCAGGACUGACUUUGCUUACACUUUUUAUCCUUCUCUACAUCUAUGUCACAAAAAACUUCAACCAUUGGAAGAAUGUCGGUAUACCGUUUAUCAAAGGAACCUUUCCUGCAGGCAGUCACAUAGAGCUCAUUACUCAAUCUCGGCACAUGCAUGACGUAUUUAGAGAAAAUUAUCACAAGUUUAGAAAUCAGGACUUCUACGGAAUUUAUCUUUUUGGAAAACCAGUUCUUGUUGUUCAGAAUGUGGAAAUGAUUCGCCAUGUCUUGGUCAAGGAUUUUAAUAAUUUUGUCAACAGGAAUGACUCGAAUUUGAAUAGUUUAUUUGAUGGAGGAGAAUUUGAUCAAUUCUGGGCCAAACAAUUGAUUCACUUAAGCGGAGAUGAAUGGAAGGAUGUACGAUCAACAUUUUCUCCGAUUUUUACAUCUGGCAAGUUAAAAGGAAUGCUUAUGUUCAUGAAAGAGGUUGGAGCUGUCCUCAAAUUAGAGUUAGGAAAAUAUGCAGAUUCUGGUGAGGAUUUUGAAAUCAAGGACGUGUUUGGGAAGUUUACAUUGGAUUCUCUCGCAUCCUGCGCUUUUGGAAUCAAUCCAAAAAGUUUCGAAAAUUCGUCAACUGCUUUUGUUCGCAAUGCAGCUCGAAUAUUUACCUCUACAAGCCUUGACAACUUGAAAGCAUUUUCAAGAUUUCUUCCGUUUAGUGCUAAACUUCAAAAACGUUUAAACCUCAAUGCUUUAAAGCCAAAGGAAACUAAAUUUUUCUGCGACGUAAUUAGAUCAACUGUUAAGCAUAGACGAGAAACAGGGGAGAGACGCAACGACUUAAUUGAUCUAAUGAUUGAUUGUAUGAAGGACGCAUCAGAAUUGGAAUCCAACAAUGAAAAUGUAGAAGAUCAAUAUGAAAAUGACAUGAAGUUUGAGCACAAGAAGAGGAAAAUUGAGAUUGAUGACGAUGUAGUUGUGUCAACGGCCUUAAACCUGCUUAUCGCAGGUUAUGAUACGACAGCAUUAACUUUAUCCUUUAUGGGAUAUUUUCUAUCUAAGCAUCCUGAUAUUCAAACUAAACUUCAGACCGAGAUAGAUCAAGUUCUUGAACAGGGAGGAGUAAAUCUAGACUAUCAAGAUAUUCAAGAUCUCCCUUACUUAGAGAUGUGUCUAUUGGAAUCUCUGAGACAUUUGACUCCCAUUGGAGCUAUCUUGAGAACAUGUACAACGGAUUAUAAAUUUCCGAACAGUAACAUUGCGGUUAAAGCAAAUGAUUUGAUAAUCAUCCCUGCCGCAGGAAUUCAUAAAGACGAAAGAUACUUUCCGAGACCGAACCAAUUCAACCCAGAAAACUUUUCUAAAGAGUCGAAACAAUUAAGAAGUCCUUAUGCUUUUCUGGGAUUUGGUCAAGGUCCUAGGGCUUGCAUUGGAAUGAGAUUUGCUCUUCUAGAAGUAAAGGUCGCAAUGAUUGAAGUUUUGGCUAACUAUUCGUUUGUUUGCAGUGGCAAAAAUCUAGAACCCUUGGAAAUAGAUCCCCAAAGUAUCAUGGGAUAUGUAAAAGGAGGACUACAUGCAAGAAUUGAAAGAAGACGCAAACAUUAAGAGCUGCUUGAAUAUUCAGAUAAAAAUAUCUGUGAAAUACCUGAUCAUUGAUCAGAGAAACAACAGAUGUAAAUCCUUUCAAUUUCAAUUUAUAAGCACUUAUUA
Molecule: messenger RNA, 1747 nt
Organism: Eurytemora carolleeae
Lineage: Eukaryota; Metazoa; Arthropoda; Copepoda; Calanoida; Temoridae
Product: cytochrome P450 6j1
Exons: 2
Coding region: 50-1642 (530 amino acids)
Molecular function (GO): heme binding; iron ion binding; monooxygenase activity
Source: RefSeq, a predicted model, not a curated record